Pantherophis guttatus is the source of this 930-nucleotide messenger RNA. Lineage: Eukaryota; Metazoa; Chordata; Lepidosauria; Squamata; Colubridae. The record is from RefSeq and is a predicted model, not a curated record.
AUGCAAGUUGAAGACACAUUCUUCCAUAAUGGGAGGAAUAAGAAAAAGAUCUUGAAGGAUGAGAUUGGAAUACGUUUUGUUUUAAUCAUAUUCCUUCAAUACCUAGAAACUCCCAUUGUCAAAGCCAACAACCGGGACCUCUCCUACAUCCUCCUGGUCUCCCUCUUGCUUUGCUUCUUAUCCUCCUUGUUCUUUAUUGGCCGACCAAGGAAAGCCUCCUGCCUUCUCCGACAAGCAGUCUUCAGCAUUGUCUUCUCAAUAGCUGUGUCUUCUGUGUUGGCCAAAACGAUCACAGUGGUAUUGGCCUUCCUGGCUUCAAAACCAGGAAAUAGGAUGAGAAGGUGGUUGGGGAAGAGCUUGGCCAACUCCAUCAUCCUUUCUGGUUCUGGUGUCCAGGUUGUCAUCUGUGCCUUGUGGCUGGGAAUUUCUCCCCCAUUCCCUGACUCUGACCUCCACUCCCAGCCUGAGGAGAUCAUCCUUCAGUGCAAUGAAGGCUCCAUCACCAUGUUUUAUGUUGUCCUUGGUUAUACGUAUUUCCUAGCCACCAUUUGCUUCACUGCAGCUUUUUUGGCAAGGAACCUGCCUGGGGCCUUCAAUGAAGCUAAGCUGAUCACUUUCAGCAUGCUGGUUUUCUGCAGUGUCUGGGUCUCCUUCCUGCCCGCCUACCUGAGCACCAAAGGAAAGUCUAUGGUAGUCGUGCAGAUCUUCUCCAUCUUGGCCUCCAGUGCUGGGCUGCUGGGCUGCAUCUUCUUUCCCAAAUGCUACAUCCUCCUCCUGAGGCCAGAUCUAAAUACAAAGGAACACCUAAUGACAAAAGUAGAGAAAUAAUAGUGAAACUGUUUUUAGGCUCAUAACAUUUCAUUUUUCAUUGCCGUUUUUAGUGUGCUUGUAUUGUUCCUUUGCAUAAAUUGGACAAUAAAGGUUAUUAAA